AUGGAAACGAUACUAGAUCUAGCAGCCAACGUAACGCACCUCCCGGUGGACGAGUUUAUAACACCGAGUGGUACCUGGAUCGAACAAAAGUGGAACGGGUUUUUGGAUAUUAUUGGUGAUGAUAUCGAAACGCUGUAUUUCUACCUCCUGACCUCGUACACCUACAUUUUCUUCUGGAUCGUCGGUGGUCUGUUCGUGCUGAUGGAUGUAACCAAUAAGCCACGCUUUAUGCGCAAGUUUAAAAAUCAACCCGGCGUAAAUGAGCCGCUCGAAUGGUCCAAGCUGAAAAAUCUCGUGAAAACGGUCGCGUACAACCAGCUCGUGUACGGUCUGCCGACAUCCUACCUGUCGUUUCAGGUGGGCAAACUGAUUGCCCACAGCAUUCCGGAUCCGCGCCUGCUACCAUCGCUGUACAUCAUUGUACGGGACGUUAUGGUGUGCAUUUUGUCCUGGGAGAUAUCGUUCUACUACAGCCACCGGUUGCUACACUCGAGCUUCUUCUACAAGCGCAUUCAUAAGAAGCAUCACGAGUGGUCCGCCCCGGUGGCCUGGGCAGCCAUGUACGCGCAUCCGUUCGAGUUCAUCAUCAGCGAUCUGCUUCCGGUGUACGUCGGUCCCGCCCUUAUGACCUCUCACGUGUUCACGAUCCUCAUCUGGUUUACGUUCGUCAUGAUGGAUACGCUGGUCGACCAUUCGGGGUACCAUCUACCGGUGCUUGGCAGCUCCGAAAUGCACGAUUACCACCAUCUCAAGUUCAAUCAGUGUUACGGAUUAUUUGGCUGGUGGGACGGACUGCACGGUACGGACAGCGAGUUUCGCAAGAAGAAACAAUACCAGCGGCAUCAUCGCAUCUUCAGCCUGAAGUCGGCACGGGAGCUCGUACCGGAACACUAG
This is a messenger RNA of Anopheles marshallii, 894 nucleotides long. RefSeq names its product fatty acid hydroxylase domain-containing protein 2-like. Gene Ontology annotation, molecular function: iron ion binding; C-4 methylsterol oxidase activity. Gene Ontology annotation, biological process: sterol biosynthetic process. The transcript is spliced from 3 exons. The record is from RefSeq and is a predicted model, not a curated record. Lineage: Eukaryota; Metazoa; Arthropoda; Insecta; Diptera; Culicidae. The coding region runs from base 1 to 894 and encodes 297 amino acids.